Messenger RNA from Cryptomeria japonica (Japanese cedar), 1734 nucleotides. Its product is annotated as peptidyl-prolyl cis-trans isomerase CYP21-4. The transcript has 8 exons. NCBI's taxonomy places the organism in Eukaryota, Viridiplantae, Streptophyta, Pinopsida, Cupressales, Cupressaceae. Gene Ontology annotation, molecular function: peptidyl-prolyl cis-trans isomerase activity. Bases 356 to 1081 code for a protein of 241 amino acids. The record is from RefSeq and is a predicted model, not a curated record. Gene Ontology annotation, biological process: protein peptidyl-prolyl isomerization; protein folding.
GACACAUCAAAGUAGGUGUGAGACAAAGUAAAGAAGGCAUGAAACUUUUCUUAGUUAUAUAUAAUUUCUUAUUCGUAUGGAAUGCCGAUAAUCCAUUGCCACCAUACUUCCAGAUUUGUGCCUUGUGAUCUCAAAUUGGGCCCGAACAUGGGAAGAGCAAUGGAGUAAUUUUUAUAAAUGGGAGGGCACGGACAGGCGAAAUUGGAAAUAUACAAUUCUGUUUAACAUAGAGAAUUUUUUUUGAAAGGAGAAUUGCUUCUACAGGGUGGAAUUGGGCGCAUGUAUUGAUUUGUUUCUUUGCUUAGAUCCAUCGCCAGUUUUCCAGCUCAAAGUUGAUCUCUAUUUGAUUGGGAAAAUGGGGAGAAUCAAGCCGCAGACGUUGCUGCAGCAGAGCAAAAAGAAAAAGGGACCCACACGUAUCAGUGUUUCGACAAUUGUAGCUUGCAAUUUAAUCAUCAUCUUCUUAAUGCUUUCUCUAGUGGCAAUCUACAGGCACCGGGCUAAACCGACAACAAAUGGAUUGUCUUCUGGAUCUAAUAAUUUAGAGGAAAUUGAAAACAUAGAAGGAAUGGAGAGGACCACCCUUCUGCAUGAGGCACGCCGCCUUCCACAGCAGGCAAUCCUAAAUACAACUAAAGGUCUAAUCACAAUGCAGCUUUAUGUUAAAAGCUCUCCAAGUACCGUUACCAGAUUUAUAGAGCGCAGUCAUCGAGGUUACUUUAAUGGGUUGUGUUUUCAUCGUGUUAUUAAACACUUUGUAAUUCAAGGGGGCGAUCCAAAAUUUGCUGGAACCAGGGAAGAUUGGACUGUUGGCGGUCAGCUUAAUACUCAGCUUGAGUUUAGUCCAAAGCAUGAAGCAUUCAUGCUGGGAACAUCAAAGUCAGAAGACCGGGGAGAUGGAUUUGAGCUUUUCAUCACAACGGCACCCAUUCCAGAUUUAAAUGAUAAACUGACUGUCUUUGGGCGUGUUAUAAAAGGCGAAGAUGUAGUUCAGGAAAUAGAAGAGGUGGACACAGAUGAACAUUUUCGGCCAAAAUCUCCAAUUAUCAUUAAUGAUAUUAGCUUCAAGGAUGAGCUGUGAGAGAUGCAUGUCAAAUUUCAUUUGGAAAUUCUUGAUCUAUAUUCGAUCUUCUUCUAGAAAUGCUGCUUAUUGCAAUCUGUACUUGUGGCACAUUUUAUUCCAUACGAAAGCAGAGCUGCGAAUAGUAGGCAAGAAUCCAUGGACUUAUGUCUCAGCCAUUGACUUUUCAAUGUAGUCAUUGGAGGCCCUAAGUGGAAGAAUUGAUUAUAUAGAGAAUUUAGAUUUUGUUCCCGAAUAUUAUUGUCAAUUAAUAGAGCUGUCGUUUGUUUAGGCUAUGAUUAUCCUGGGGCUUGAAGUUAAACUCUACUGUUUUCAACACAGAUUGAUAUGAUAAUUAGCAUGUCCCACAAUGUAGCAUUUGCAUUUUCUGCUGAUUCUUUUGACGAUAGAUUUGAUUAUCAUUGAGAGUGACUUAGCUAUGAUGUCUAAGGGGAAAUGAAGACUGAAUUACUUCCCGCACUGGGAGUAAAGGAAAAGAUCAGGGUCCAAAUUUGACAGGACUGAGUUUUGUCGACCUGUUUUGCUGGAAAUUCUUAAUUCAAAGUGAGGAUAUUAGUAUACCGUUCUCACAGUACCAGAACAUUACUAAUCUUUGUGGAAUCUUAUGGGCUAUUGUAUAAAUGGUGCAGAACAAGAAUUUAACCUUUGUUUUA